Messenger RNA from Limulus polyphemus (Atlantic horseshoe crab), 4818 nucleotides. Its product is annotated as cGMP-dependent 3',5'-cyclic phosphodiesterase-like. The record is from RefSeq and is a predicted model, not a curated record. The transcript has 28 exons. The coding region runs from base 109 to 2265 and encodes 718 amino acids. Gene Ontology annotation, biological process: negative regulation of receptor guanylyl cyclase signaling pathway; positive regulation of gene expression; cGMP catabolic process. Lineage: Eukaryota; Metazoa; Arthropoda; Merostomata; Xiphosura; Limulidae. Gene Ontology annotation, molecular function: 3',5'-cyclic-AMP phosphodiesterase activity; 3',5'-cGMP-stimulated cyclic-nucleotide phosphodiesterase activity; 3',5'-cyclic-GMP phosphodiesterase activity. Gene Ontology annotation, cellular component: perinuclear region of cytoplasm; mitochondrial matrix; mitochondrial outer membrane.
ACGGCACUUUAGUUUUGAGUUCUGUAGUUGACGUAUGUAAUGUAGUAAGAAUACGUUAUAUUGAAAACGAACCCAAAACAGUCAGGGACCAGUUAAUCAACAACCAAGAUGAGAUCUGACCCUUGUCUUUUACUUAAAUUGUGUGAGAAUUUGCAUGAUCAAGACACUAGUUCCAUCCAAGUGAAGAUAACUAAAUUUCUUGAAGCUCAGACUAAUGCUCAGCAGAGUUUCCUUAUGUUUGUAUCUGAUGAUCAGGACGAACUUUGUUGCAAGGUGGUUGGAGACAAAGUCCUGGAUGAAGAAGUUAAGUUUCCUAUUCAAAGUAAUAGUUUUAGUACGGCAAUCGUUGAGAAGAGAUCACUUGUUUUGGAAGACAUAAAAAAUGAUCACCAGGACUUUCUUCAGAAGUUGCUGGGAUAUCAACCGGACACAUUAUUGUGUGUACCCAUCUUGCAUCCUAAAGACAGUGACAAAGUCAUUAUCUUAGCUAAUCUUGUAAACAAAGAAAGCUUUCUAGAGGAAGAUGAGGAGAUGGUAAUAGAAUGUUUCUCAGCUGUAGUACCUUUAUUGCUCAUGACUCAGGCUUACGAAGAAGAAAAACGUCUCAGAGAACAGUGCCAAUCUCUUCUUACUGUUGCAAAGAACCUAUUUACUCAUUUGGAUGAUGUUAAAUUACUACUCAAAGAGAUAAUGACAGAAGCCAGAAACCUCACGAGUGCUGAAAGGUGUUCUCUUUUUCUACUGGACAAAGAACAAAACGAGCUCAUUGCCAAAGUAUUUGAUGGAAAUUUGGCUGAUGAUGGAUCAGAGAACUUGUCUGAAGUGAGAAUUCCAGCAAGUCAGGGUAUAGCGGGCCAUGUGGCAACAACAGGAGAACUGCUUAAUAUCCAUGAUGCUUACGCACACCCUUUGUUCUAUAGAAAAAUUGAUGAAACAACAGGUUUUAAAACAAGGAGUAUCUUGUGCUUUCCUAUUAAGGACGAAAAUGGUGUAAUUGGAGUGGCAGAACUCUGCAACAAAAUUAAUAGACGAUUCUUCACUUCUUUUGAUGAAGAAAUUGCUAAAGCUUUUUCAAUUUAUUGUGGAAUUAGCAUAAUGCAUUCCCUCAUGUGGAAGAAGGUAAGGGAUGGACAACACAGAAGUCAGCUUUCCAAUGAAUUAAUGAUGUAUCACAUGAAGGUUUCACAGGAAGAAGUGACUAAUCUGAACCAAACAAAGAUUCCUAGGCCAUCAGAUUUUCAUGAAGACUUUUGUAAGUUUUAUUACACACCAAGAUUUGUGCCAGAAGCAGAGACUCCCUUGGCUGUAUUGUGCAUGUUUGAUGACCUUGGAAUGAUUGCUCGAUGGAGAAUAAGGAGAGAAACAUUGUCGAGAUUUAUACUAAUGGUUAGUAGAGGCUAUAGAAAUCCCCCAUACCAUAAUUGGAUGCAUGCAUUUGCUGUUUCGCACUUUUGUUUUUUGCUGCUUAAUAACCUUCGUUUGAUGGGAACUUACCUAAAGCAUAUAGAAGGCUUUGCAUUAUUUGUAGCUUGUAUGUGUCAUGAUCUGGACCAUCGAGGGACAAACAACUCAUUCCAACUUGCAUCAAAAUCUGUUUUGGCAGCAUUGUAUAGCUCAGAGGGCUCAGUCAUGGAGAGGCACCACUUUGCACAGGCUAUGGCCAUUAUCAACACUGAUGGAUGUAAUGUUUUUGAAAGUUUAUCUAAAAAGGACUAUACUAAAUGUUUGGAUUACAUGAGGGAUAUUAUACUAGCAACAGACUUGGCUCAUCACUUACGUAUCAUGAAAGACAUUGGUGAAAUGGCAGAAGUGGGCUACAGUUCUGAUGAUCCCCAGCAUCACAAGUUGCUGCUCUCUCUGCUUGUUACAGCAUGUGACCUCUCUGAUCAGACAAAGGACUGGCCUAGUUCCAAGAAAAUUGCUAAACAAGUGUAUAGUGAAUUUUUUUCACAAGGAGACCUUGAGAAGGCAAUGGGAAACAGCCCAAGUGAGAUGAUGGACAGAGAAAAGGCUUGUGUGCCACAACUACAAAUUGCCUUUCUCCAGACAAUAGUUCAACCUGUUUAUGAGUUGCUAGCCAAACUGUUCCCGGAAGCUGAAGAAACAGCCCAAGCAGUAGCUACCAACAAAAUGUAUUGGGAAAGAAUGCAAGAGAUAUAUAAACGUCGCCAUCUGACAAGCAGCUGUUCAUUGGAUUUGUUUGAAGACCAGAGCCUUGAGAAGGAAGUUCUAGAAGGCUUAAGUAACAGUAACAGAACAUGUUGAGCUUUCAUCUACUUGAUUGCCAAGGCUGUUGUCUGCUGUUAGUGAAUUCUUCAACCCAAAAGAAGACAUAAAAGUACAGUUUAGAAUCUUUGAGCACUAAAUAUAGAAUGAGAAAGAUGUUAGAAUAAGCUUAAUAUUCGACUUCCUGUACAAGAGUACACGUAGUCUAGAACAGUAGGCUCCAGAGGAUGUAGCAAUAAAUCGACACAAAACAGGCUAGUACAAUCACUACUAUGGCAGUUUCGCUUCAUUCUAUGCUAUUAUCAGUGUUUUGUUACACAUUCCUAUUGUGGAAACUUUGUGUGCUCUAACAGAUUUUGCUCAUUUAUUACAUGUUCAAUUGACAUGCAUUAUAUUUAAGGGUUAUAACUGAUGUAUGUGUACCAUUAUUAUGAUGAAGGAGUGAUAAUCUUUUCAGGUAGAAUUGUAAGAUUGUUAAAACCCUAAGUCCAUUAGCACAAGGUAAAGGAACAACUAGCAUUAUUGUGAUUUUAGUAAGGUUCAAGAGUUUAAUACAAUUCAUUAAUGUUGUCAGACAUUUAUUUACCUUGUGGUAUCUAAAAUAUGGCUGCCGUAAAUGAUGUUAGCAAAAUACAUAAUUUAGACAGUCAUUUUAAGUGUUAAAUGAUCUAAAUAACAACUUACAAUGUAAUUUAAUAUUUGUUGAAAAAUGAAUUGGUAGUUUUUUAUUUUUUAUAAGAACAGUAAUCUGGAAGAUUAAAGGUUGAAUUCUUUUUUAAAAAUGUUUUAUGAACUUGAUUCUACCAUAAGCUUUAAUCAAAAGUGUGCUAUUUUGUGAUUUUAAUACAAUUUAUGAAUGUGCAUUAGUUAAUCAGAUUAAUUGUUAAAUGAUUGAAAUAACAAAUUACAUGUAUUUUAAUUUUUUUGUAAAAAAUUUGGUCAGUCAUAUUGUUACUUUUUUAAAUCAUGAGAAUAAUAAUCUUGAAGAUAAAAGUUUGAAAUAUUUCUAAACAUUUAUUGUGUACUUGAUUUCACUCAGUAGCUUCAAUCAAAAGUGUAUUAUUAUUUAUCAGAGUGCUAAUGGUGCUGUUUUUAAAGUCUAGUUCCAAAAGCAACUGAACAAAACAUGCUUUUCAAAAUAUUAGGGGAUGAGUGAAUUUCCUGAAAAGCCAUUACUACUCUAUCGAGCAGUAUACUCUUUGUUCUUAAGUUUGUAUAUAUUAGUUAUAGUAGAAAAUUUGUUGAAAUAUUGUUCAGUUAUUUACACACACAAGAAAAGAACUCUGAAAAAUAUUAAUCCCAUUCAGAAAAGAGUGAAAAAAAAAUAAAAAUAUGAAGAGAAAGGAAAUUUUCUCGUAUUCCUUGGAUAAGAAUAUUGAUGAAAAUAACCUGACAUCUUUUCAGGGAAUGUGUAAAUUAGUUGUUCUUGUGUUUGUAUUGUUUAAAUGUGAAGAGAAAGAAGUUUUGUCUAAUUACUCAUAUACAGGGGUGAAAUUCUGCCAGUACUGAGUACCGAAACAUAUUUUUUAAGGCAGUACUAGUAUCAGGACUUAUUUGAGCUGCUUUUUCGGAGGAUGCACGGGUGUUCCAUUGUUCCAUCAUUUAUUCAUUGACACUCAACUUGUCAUUUUUUGUUUAUAUGUAAAUUUAUUUUUAUUUUUCAAAAACAGGUCCACUUCACCCAGCUGAGUAGUAUAGAUAGAAUUUCACCCCUGAUGAAAUAAAAAUACUAUUGAAAAUAAUCUUAACAUCUUUUCAAGGCAUGCGUUAGUUUGUUAUUCUCAUGUUUUUAAUCUGAAUAAGGUUGCUAUGAAUAUAAUUUGAGAGAGUGGGAUUAUUUAUAUAGUUAAUAGUUCGAGGUUUCUAACUUUGAUGUUGAUAAUCUGUACUUAAGGAAAUUCUGACACUGAAAAGAACAUUAGAAGUUAUCUGUUUACUCUGAAUAAGAACUAAUCAAAUAACCAUAAAAAGUUUGUGAAUUUGAUCUAAUUUUUAAAGUUUUUCAACGUAUAUGUUGAAUAGAAUUUUGAACUGGGGUGUAUAUAUAUAUAUAUAUAUAUUUGUAAUUUAUUGGUUACCAUUGAAUAUUGUUUGUAACAUUAUAAAGUUUGUGAGCAACAUAUAAUGUUUAAUCAUAUGUUCAGUUGUUUCCAAUUCUUUUGCUUCCUGAGAGAUAAAGCAUGUAUUACUCUGACUUGAAACAUAAAUAACUGAUUGAAUUUUUGCCACCAGAAAUAAAACUAAACAAUUAAAAAUCAUUUGAUCUUUAAUUAUAUAAGUGUCAGAUGAUUUUAUAAAAGUUCAAAUUCAUUUUGAAACAGACAAACUUCGCUUGAUAAAAUGUUCACAAUUCCAAGAAGAAAAUAAGCUAAUUAGUUCCACAAGAAAAGUUAAGAUUUGUAUUUAAAAUAAAGUUAAAUUAUUACGAUAAUUGUAGCAGUGUGUUAGAGAAACAAUUAAUUGGUCAUUUUUUAUAAAUGUUUGUGUUACCCCAGCAAUUUCUUUGAUCUAUUUUUUUUCUAACAGGAUUUUAUUUUAAAGACCAUAAAGUUUUCAUUUAUUAUUUUACUUUACUUACCUUCUUGAAAUAGC